Molecule: messenger RNA, 1713 nt
Organism: Mesorhabditis spiculigera
Lineage: Eukaryota; Metazoa; Nematoda; Chromadorea; Rhabditida; Rhabditidae
Source: the annotation of a GenBank genome assembly
AUGUACGGUAGUUCUAAAAUUACGACAGAAAAGUCAAAAUUAUCUCGCAAAUCCGAAAAAUCACGAAUUGUCAACCAAGCUACUGUAUUCCAGGUGGCAUCACCGGAAGUAAAAGUCGAGAAAGAAGCGGAAAACAACUCGAUUGAUUCCACUACGCUCCGUGUGGAGUCCCCGUCCACAAUGAUCCAAUGGACAUGUCCAAGUUGUCAUCUACUUUGUCAUACACCGUCACAACUGGCUGUCCAUGUGGCUACGGAACACGUCGAGCCGGAAUUGACGGAAAAUUCAGUCCUGAGUUGUGCGGUGAAAUGUCCGGAAUGCCCGGCACUGUAUGUCGAUUCCAUCAAUAGUCUAAUCGCGCACUACGACGCUACGCACGGCUCGAAGGCGCGACUUUUCAAAUUUAAAGACUUGGAAAAGCUGUUUGUGAAGGUUCAUAAGCGCCAUAUUUUGAUGAUUAGACCUGCCUAUUCCGGAAGCAUCCGCGCUUCCGUUUACAAGGAUUUAUGUGAUGAGUAUGAUGUGGUCAGGGAGAACGGAAAUCUGCUGCUCCUUCGAGAUGAAGGCCCACCACUACCACCGCAGCUUGCACAACUCGUCGAAAUGGCAGACGCGGGUCAUUCAUUCGAUGUCGAUGUGGCUUACUCGUGUCCGGAAUGCGCAAGGCCCAUGGCAAAAACGGAAGAGCUGAAACAGCAUAUGAAAUGCACACAUAGGAUUGGAACGUACCAACUAUGGAGAAAGGGAAAAAUUGAUGCAUUGAAGAAGGAAUUACUGUGGAUCGCCGAAGCCGCACAAAAACAGAAAAGUCUGACCGGAACGUGUCGGAAUCGUUCAAAACUCGCUGAACUUGUGGCUAUUGGGUGGAAGGAGACUCCGGCUCCAAAAGCCCCACCUACACCGUCGCUAGGCUUAGGUGUACAAUGUACUCCUCCUAAGCCACAGCCUCCACCUUGCCAAAGCGUCGCACCCCUGGAAAGCCUGACGCCUUCGCCAGUCGAUUCGAGGCCGCCACACGCCCUGCAAGCCAAACUUUCGGCUUGUAUCGCAUCCUCAGGAAUGGACGUCUCGGGCGUGACGCUCCGACAUAUCAUUCAACGGCGACCCGGUCGGAAACGAGAUCUCGUCGCCACCAAUAGAAAUGCCCGGGUGAAACCGAUGACUGCGGAGAAGCUUCUCUCCCUCUCCUGCAUGCAAUGCGGCCUAAUCUUCGAAAAUCGCUGUAAAUACACACGUCAUUUAUUGGAUCACAAAUUGGAGACGACACCAUAUCGAUGCCCGGCAAAAGGGUGUAUGAUGAGCUACGAACAGAGGCAUAAACUAAAAAGUCACUGUCUCCGGAAACAUCCAGAAGUAACGGACGAGACGGUAGAAACGUGUUGUGUCGCUGGAGAUCUUGUAUUAAUGCCAAAUAUGCAACAAAGAGCGCCGGAUACGGCAGCAAUGGUGAGAAUAGAGGCGCCAGAGGAUUUGGAUUCUACACCGGCCUCAUACAAUUUGAUGGAAGAGACAGCAAAUGUUAAUCCCGAGGAGUUGUUCUCGGAUUUGAUGGCUCGAGUAAAGCAGGAGCCGGUGGAUGACUACGAGGCGGUAGAAACGGAGCUGCCUCCAGGACAACCACCACCGGAAGUUGCCGCAGCGAAACCCGAAGCCGAGGAACCCAAAUCCGGACGAUUGACGCGGAAACGAAAAGUGAAAGAAUCGUUCUCACCU